AAACAGUUUCAAAAGUGCCGUACACUCUAAAUGCAUUAAAAAGAAAAGUUUCAUUUUCAAUGUGCUAGAAGUGUUUACAAAACUACAUAAAAAAAUUAUAUAAGAAGUGAUUUAAUUCGAGAGACAUAUUAAGAAGUUUUUUGGUGAAGAAAGAAGAAGUAAAAAAUGUGGAAUAAAGUAAUUUUAAUUCUCAUAUUACAAAUUUGUGCUCAAAUAAGUGCCAAGAGUAUUUAUCGUGGCAAUCAUAACGAACGACCAGAGCAAGUGGCUGUCAAUCAACAUGUCUACUAUCCACAACAAUAUGGUCAGGCAUUUCAGGAUCUGACAUCAUAUAUGCAAAAAUUACAGCAGCAAGGGUUAAUACAGCCUAUUGAUCAUAAUUCAAAGCCUUUUGUUCUGCCGCACAAUAGCUAUGGAUAUGUAUAUCCAUCUUAUCCAACUUAUCAGGUAGCCAAUGAACAACAAAACGUGGCAACAGCAGCAGUUCAAGGUAGUUAUUAUUAUCAACCUUACUUUAUUCCUAGCAUUAGCCAAGAUUAUUAUGGGGAGCAUAAAGUGGAUCAUAAUGAGAAUUUGUCGAGUCACGGAACAAUUGGACAUAAUGUCAAUGAUAACAAGCCCAUCAUUAAGCAUGUGAAUACGACAAUACAGAAAGUUAGUGACAACAUAGAGCAUAAAGUAAAUGCCAUUAAGGGUUAUGUCGAAAAAAGUGUACAUGACAUUAAUAAGCUUGGCGAUGACGUUUAUCAGCAAGUCGGUAAUAAGGCAUCGAAAAUUUUUGAUUCCAUUAAUAAGAAAUUGGAAAAGAUUGAGCAUCAACUUCAUUAUGCACGCAGCGAUGAUGAGAAUUUCAAUUUUGAUGAGCUUACAAUUGAUGAUGAUGAUGAGGAAAAUGUUGAGGAUAUGGGAAGAACAUUACUCGAUGAGAAUGAUAAGACUGAGCUAAAUGUCGUUUAUAGUGAGCCAGGCAUGACACUAAGCAACUUAGAAUCACUCGAUGACGAGAUGAGAACAGACUUAAAAGGCUCCGUAACGAACGCAUUAAAGAAAGCACACGAUAACUUUAAUAAAUUGAUUGAGGCGAAGGUAACAGCCGUCAACAGUCGUGUCGAGAGUGUUUUUAAUAAAUUGAAAGCGACACUUGAAAAAUUGAAGCUUAAACAGCCAACUGUUGAUCAUAAUGAAGCAACAACACCAGUGCUACCAGAGUAUACGACAAUACAAUGGAAACCGAAAGAAACGACUUGGCCACAUCAGACACAACCUGUUCCUGUUGUAACACCAGCUUAUUAUCAAUAUACAGCUCCGCCAAAUGACUUCUUUUACGAUAGUUUUAAGUCAAAUGAUGAAGGGGAUGCUGGUUUGAAACGAACCGAUAAAAAUAUUGAUGAUUUGGUGGUCACUGAUGCUGUUGACGAGACAAAAGUUGAUGAAGUAGCUCCUCCAAAUGAGAGUGAUGUUGUAUUUACUGAAGAAGCUGAAAAGUCAGUUGAAAAUGAUGAACAAGUGACUGACAAUAAUGCACAAAUUAUUGAGAAUAACACAGAACUGAUUGAAGACACAAAACCAAUUGAAUACGAUGCAGGAAGAUCAUAUGACGAUGAAUUAAAAAAUGAUAAUGACAUGCAGACUCAAAUUGUAGAGAAUCUCAAAGAUACAUUGAAAUCUGACUAUACACCUGACAUCCUUUCAUCAGAAACUGAUAUUGUUGAUAGUGCAAAAAGCGAAACAGUCGAGAAUCAAAUUGAUGAACAGGAGAUAACAAUUGAAUCAGAUCCAGCUGAGGAAAUGCGAACUGACGAUGAAAAAUUGUCAAAUUUGGAUGACGAGAAAAUCGAUAAUGCCGAUAUAGAGGAUGAAUGGAGGAGUUUUACAAACGAACAAGAAGAAACUGUUGAUGAUCAAUUGGAAGAUGAUGAAGAAGAGGAACCGGCAAGCGUAUACGAUGAUUUUGUAAAGUCAUCUGAAAAUGAUGAAAAUGACGACGAUGAAAAUGAUGAUAAUGCUGUUCAUGAUAUUGAUGAAAUGGAUAUGCGCUCAAUUGACGACGAGGAAAAGAACAUUGAUAACAAGGAAAUUCCAUCCGACACACCGAACGUCGACGACGAGGAAAAGUAGAUUGAACAACAAUGACAACAAGUUAACGACUAAUCCUUCAUCACAAUUGACUUGUUUCUUAUUCUAUUGACAUUCUUCUACAUUUUUGAUUCCACUUUUAAUGCUUCUCUAUAUUAUUAUUGUUAUUUCCCGCCAAAAUUUUUAUUAUUUUGCAAUAUUUCUUAAGUUCUUCAAAUUUUCUAAAAUUUGACUAAUUUUUUCAAUUUUUUAAAACACUAAAUCUACAAAAUAAUUUCAAAUUUGCUCCAUAACCCCAAAAUCAUCUUACUGUCAUUGUAACCCCACCACUCAAAUUUCCCAUAACACCAUUGUAACCCCACCUAAAGCUCACCUUCAAUAAUCAUUGUAACCCCAUCACACAUUCAUAUAUCAUUAUUUUAUUAACAAUAAAAAAUUUAAUUAUAUUAAAUCAAAUUUUUAUUUUGUCGUUUUUAUAUAGACCUCCCAUCUGACGCCCCAGAAAAUUUUCGUUUUGAUGAAUUAAGCACAAUACAGCUCAUACCAAUAAUUAUAACGCAAUUAAAGAGUAACGAGUUGACAGAUAAUGAGA
Molecule: messenger RNA, 2668 nt
Organism: Chironomus riparius
Lineage: Eukaryota; Metazoa; Arthropoda; Insecta; Diptera; Chironomidae
Source: the annotation of a GenBank genome assembly